This is a messenger RNA of Darwinula stevensoni, 601 nucleotides long. Lineage: Eukaryota; Metazoa; Arthropoda; Ostracoda; Podocopida; Darwinulidae. The record is from the annotation of a GenBank genome assembly.
AUGGUACUAAUACCCAUUAAGAAUGCCUUUGUCGAAAGAAGAACGUGGGAGACCCGGAAGACGACGGCGAAGGAAACGUGCGACCCGGAAUGGGAGGAAUGGCUGGAGUUCCCCGCGGGAGAGAAGCCGGCGUCCACCCUCAGCGUCUGCGUCAAGGACCAAGGGGAGGGCGACAGCGAUCGGUGGGGGAAAAGCGUCGAGUUUGAAUUCAAAUCAUAAAAUAAGGGAAUUUUAAAGAACGUUCAGAUGUCGUUUCCCAGACGAUGAAGUCGCCUUGCCUUAAGGGGAAACUUUUCCUCCUCGCAGAAAAUAACUGGGUGGCGCAAUGAAGCGCGUCCUGUUUGAAGCUUCAUAAAACUUACUUAGGGAGUUGCUAGACUUACGAACCUUUUGUAUCGCAUGGGAAGCCCUCUAAAAUCUGACAAUUUUCGGAUUGAGUCAAGAGCAGCAGUCGUUGAAACUCGGAUAAGAAAAUUCCACUUUUUCCGGAGUUUCGGCAUUACGCCUUCAUUUUUCGUCGAAACGUCUGCUUUUUCACGGCAGCAUUCUUCUUCCAAUGCCCUUGACUGCGCCGUGCCAUCUUGUCGUGCCCUUUAAGAGA